Williopsis jadinii is the source of this 1935-nucleotide messenger RNA. RefSeq names its product PPN1 endopolyphosphatase family protein. Gene Ontology annotation, molecular function: hydrolase activity. The record is from RefSeq and is a predicted model, not a curated record. Bases 1 to 1935 code for a protein of 644 amino acids. NCBI's taxonomy places the organism in Eukaryota, Fungi, Ascomycota, Saccharomycetes, Phaffomycetales, Wickerhamomycetaceae. The transcript has 3 exons.
AUGAGAUUGGCAAUUCUUGCUCAAUUGGCUGCUGUGUCUUUCGCUAUUCCAGCAGACCUCAACAGCCCGUCAGAUGAGCAGAUCGUUGCUCAAACUAUUCGUUCCAUCAACUCUCUCUACACAAACUCUUCGAUGCUGGAUAAAUGUCAGCAGUGUAAGGCAACACUGGACAUUGGUAAGGCAAUUUCCCUCACCAGACCAGACCUGGUUCCAGAGGUCUUUAUUGAUUGGUGUACAACCCAUAAACUGGACUCUGCUGCAAAUUGUAAAACAUACUAUUCGAGAAAUACCGUUGUGGCCUCCCGUACUGGUACGGACUUCACAAACUUGUUACAAUUGAUGGAUCCUUUCUCAUUGGAUGGUGAUUAUCUGUGCUACUACAAGAUGAAGAAGCAGUGCUCCUUGCCAGAGCUUCCAGAGAUUGACCUUUCAUCCUGGUGGCCUGCAAAGGAAGACAUUGCCAAGGUCGCACCAGCACCAGGCAAUGAGACCUUUAACGUUCUCCACGUUUCAGAUUUCCACAUCCAGUUGGACUACGCAUUGGGUUCUGAGGCAAACUGUACUACCAACGGUAUGUGUUGUACCACACAUACAUGGAAUGCGAACCAAAAACCCGAUUCUGUUGACAACUCGGAUCUCAAGUUCUUCGAUUCUUACUAUGAUGAAGAUGGAAAUUUCCAAUUGGGUGAUGAUGUCACAUCGGAUGUCUUCAACUCCAGUGUCUGGGUACCGGCACAGGAAUUUGGGGCCUACAAGUGUGAUUCUCCAGAGUUGUUGAUCAAUUCUUCUCUGAAAUCGAUCGCAGCGUACCAGGAGGAGAAUAAUCUAGACUUUGAAUUCGUCAUCUUCACUGGAGACAUGAUCGACCAUGAUGAGCUGGAGCAUACAAACUAUAACAUGACCAUUGAAUCUCAGGAGCUCAUUAUCAGAGACAUGAAGAAGUACUUCAACGAUACACCUGUGUACUCGGUGCUAGGUAAUCACGACACAUUUCCAUACGGUCAGCUAGCAUCUGAGGCCUCAGGACAUACCAAUUUAUACGACUGGAAUGAGGAUCUGCUUGCAGACCUGUGGGUUGGUAACGGAUGGAUUCCAUUUGAAGAUUACCAAGAAAUCAAGAAACACUAUGCAGGUUUCUCUGUUGAAACCAAGCGUGGUUUAAAGGUCAUUGCAAUUAAUUCCAACACAUACUACCAAAAGAACUAUUACUCAUACUGGAACAUGACUGAAGAUUUUGACCAGUUUGAUGGAAUCGACCAAUUCGGGACCUUGAAGUUCCUCGUUGAUGAGCUUUUGGAGUCUGAGGCCCAAGGCCAGCGUGUGUGGGUCAUUGCCCAUGUUCCACCAAAUACUCAGACGCUUCCAACUCAAGCAGAAGCUUACAAGCAGAUCUACUCGAGAUUCUCGCCAUCAACUAUUGCUGGACUGUUCUUUGGCCAUACACACCAGGAUCAAUUCACCAUGUUGUACGCCAACGACAACAAGACCAUUGAGGAUGCAAUCAUGAACACCUGGAUUAUUCAAUCUGUUACCCCAUGGGUUGGGUUCAACCCAGGGUGGAGAUACUAUGAAGUUGAUACGGAAACUUUUUCCAUAAUGAACUCCAUGAAUUUCUACACCAAGCUCAACGAAACCUUUGGCAACGACGGUGCUGAGCCUGUUUGGGAAUUCGAGUAUUCUGCUAGAGAAGCAUACGAUCCUCAGAGUACUUGGCCAGCAGAUGCUCCAUUGAAUGCCACUUUCUGGGCUACCGUGGCUGAAAGUAUCAAGAAGAGCAAUGAAACAGCACAGUUGUAUUCUGAUUUUGCUUAUAGACUGUCUCCAUUUGCUCCAGACUGCUCAGACGGUGAGUGUAAAGAGAACUACUGCUAUGUCUCGUCAUUCGGCGUCAAUGAAUAUGAAAAGUGUGCUGGUGAAGGCUCUAUUGAUUCCUAA